Seminavis robusta is the source of this 552-nucleotide messenger RNA. NCBI's taxonomy places the organism in Eukaryota, Bacillariophyta, Bacillariophyceae, Naviculales, Naviculaceae. The record is from the annotation of a GenBank genome assembly.
AUGAUGCCGAUGAUCCAUCACUUGCGACGAGCUACUACUAGCACCAGACUUGGCCUACAAGAUGUUGUUGCUGGAAGAUCGGCCGCGAUUCGCCAUGUGUCUACCCGCAAGACGGCCGACACCAUGAAAUACAUCUACGUGCAUCCGCUUUCCCAGCUUGUUCUGGAAUGUCUUCAGAACGAUUACAGCGACUGGUUAGUGCAAAAGCAACUCCAUGCCAAUACUCUGAGGUUGCAUCGAGAUGGCACCUUUGAAAUCAAGUUUCCCAAGGACAAGCAUACUGUGACACCCAACAAGAAUGAUGAGUCGGCAGUGCGCAUUUGGACCAGUUUUGACAAUGACAGCAAGCAACAUUGGUUGUCUGUCUCGCUGCAACAUGGUUCCAAGCUGCAGGGAAGAUACAUGCUACAGGACAAUCUCAGUUCGGGAUGGACCGGAAACAACAAACGACGAUCCCUCCCGGAACGCAUUCAAACUGCCGUCGAGGAAAUGGUCGAAGCUAUAGAUGACACGGAACGAAAACAAAAACAGGCAGGCUUGAGAAGAAACUAA